Porites evermanni is the source of this 5904-nucleotide messenger RNA. NCBI's taxonomy places the organism in Eukaryota, Metazoa, Cnidaria, Anthozoa, Scleractinia, Poritidae. The record is from the annotation of a GenBank genome assembly.
AUGAACUAUGAAGAGUUUAAAGAGGGUCUUAAGGAUUAUGGACUUGAUCUGUCAGAUGAGGUAUGGACUGCAGUUUCAUUACACUUUUAUUGCCUUUUGAUGCAAAAAUAAUUCAGCAGAUACAGUAAAAAAAAUCCGAGUAAAAAAUGUUCUUUCGCAAAUUAUUAUGACGGAAUCGAUCAGGAAACUGAAUAAUUUUAACUUUCAGUGGACAAAAACCCUUCAUCAGAAUACUUUAAGCCAUAUCACAUUCCUUAUUACACUUUCUAAGGGCUAUAGAUGUAAUUAGUUAUCUGGCAGUAAUAACACCAAAGAAGAUUUCUUACUUAAGCCCGACAAAAUAAAUCUCAAAUUUCACAGGAAAUGAGAAAACACAAGUAAAAUCGAUAACUAUAAGAUUUCAUUUUGUGGAAUUUGAAUACUGAGAGGGAGAUGUUGGUAAAAAGCAUAAGACAAAGAAGAAAAACAAUGCUAACCGAGCGCUGGUCAAUUUGUUUGUGUUGUUUAUUUAAGCUUGAAUUCUAAGCUAAAAAUUAUCACUCUGAUUGACAACAUUUUUUUGAAAGUAGAAAUUACUAGCAAAUGAAAUAUCAAUACGAUCUAUUUUUUUAAUGCAGGAGGUUACAGAGCUGUUUUCUUAUUUUGACAAAGAUGGAUCUGGUCAAAUCAGCCUUGAUGAGUUUCUUGUUGCUUUACGAGUAUGUAACAUGUUUUAGAUUUGUAUUCAUCACCAUCACUCCUUGCCUUCAUAAUAAUAAUAAUAAUAAUAAUUAAUAUUAAUUAAUAAUAAUAAUAAUAAUAUUAUUAUUAUUAUAUUAUUAUAUUAUUAUUAUUAUUAUUAUUAUUAUUAUUAUUAUUAUUGCCAACGAUUAUUGCCAACGAGCAGGGCGGCAGCUUAAUAGAGCAGUGGGCAGAAAAAAAUCUCGAAUCGGUCUAACAUAUAGUAACGUAAGGUACCUUCGAUGACUUAAUGCAGAACAAAAAUUGCAUUGUUCGCAAUUUUCGUUUCAACCUGUUAAUCUGCUCCUUUCUUUGAAGCUCUUAUUGGCCAUCGCUCUCAUUACCGAGUGCCGUAAUAGAGGCUUCUCAGCUUCUUUUAAGGGAGGCCUCUAAAGAGUGUUUUCAUAUGACGUCACGGUGGCCAUAUUGGUGUCCCAAAACAAUGAAACGGCAGCCAUGUUGGUGUCCCAAACCAGUCCUUUGGGAGUUAAACUCUUUUCUUAUGCACACGCCUCCUUUUGUUCCAAUAAAUUUGCAUAAAUGCUGGCCGCGUGAGUGAAAAAACUCUAUACAUAUAUAGUCAUACUUUUUUUUUCCUCCCCAAAGGGGCUUUUCAGGAACAAUCAUUAUUUAAACGUAUUGCAUUUAACUAAUUACAACACUCAACUUAGUUCUAAUAACAAUGCUUUAAACUAGCUACCAAUUAAUAUACUUUUUAAACUUAACUAAGAUUACAACAAAAAAAUUUGUUAAAGUUACCUAAAAGCUGGUUCCUGAAGAGGCGUUUAAAAAUCUGAAUAGAUUGGCUUAAUUCAAGAGAAGGUUCCAAAUUGUUCCAAAGCUUAAUAGUCUGUAAUAAAAAGUUCAUUGUUCGGAGGCUGUUCUGUUUAGCUUUCCGCUACUCUGAGUUGUUCGUUUACUAAAAAAAAUGACUAGCUCACGGGUAAUAAAUUGGGAUGUAAGAUAUUCACGGGCUUGACCGGUCAUGCAGUUCUAACUCAAAGGGGCCCAUGUGUCAUGGCUUACCAGUUCAUUUUGCUCAUAAUGCCAAUUAUGUGUCCUUGUUCACUAUGGGACUUACGGAAUUACCUGUAAAUAACAAAAUCACAGCGUUUUGUCAAACAAAUACAUUUUAGUAUGUCUUCUACGCAUUAUAUAAAAUGUUACAAAGAACAAAAUUAAGGUUAAGCUAACAAGCUUUCAAAAACCACAGGCCUUCAAAUUAUUUUCGGGUGUUGACCUGACAUCAUAAGCUUUAGCUUUAUUCUAUUUCAGGGAAACUUAGCAGGUCGUAGGUUGGCAGUAGUGAAAGAGGCAUUUAAAAUAGCCGACAAGACAGGAGAUGGUGUGGUAACCUUUGAAGAUUUAAAAAGGUGAGUUGGUUUCAGAGUAUCAUAAAUAAGCCUGUUGAUUCGAUAUGUGCUUUUGACACCCCAAAUUCUUCUCAUUUCUCUUCUUCAAAUCCUGAUAUUUUUCAACUUUUUCCAAUUUCUUAACGUGUAUCCCUUAUUAUACAUAAAGCAAGGAAAACGUUUUAAACGAAAUUCGUAGAUGGCAAUAGCUGUGAUCUUGGGAAGCUGUUUAGAGGAAUGAAAGCACCGAAGGAUAGUCUUUAGGGAGCUUACGCAAAGACGACGCUGACGUCAAAGAGGACGUCAAAAAUUCAAAAGGUUUAGAUUGACAAAACAACAACUUUGCACCUACAUCAUACUUUUUUGUACACUUCUUUGCCGUCGCUGCACGACUACGACGUGAAAACGCUUAAUUUCACGUUUUGUGGAGGACGUGAAGACAAGACAACGACUUUGUUCAGUCGACUCCCGAUAAUUUGAACCUUCAAGGGAAAUAGAAAAAAGUUCGAGUUAUCGGGAGUUCGAGUUGUCGAGGGUAAAAUUAUAUAGAAAAUGGUCUGAAGGCAAAUGAAAAUUGCUUCGAGUUAGCGAGAGGUUCGAGUUAUAGAGGGUUUGAGUUACCGGGAGUCGACUGUACUUCGUUUCCUACACUUCGAUACAGUCUUUUAGAAUUCAACUCCAGAAAAAAUUGAAACUUUUGACGAACUGACUGAGAUGGUAAUGAUGAUAAUGUUAAUGAACGUUUUCGCAUGUAGCCUCUUCCAGGCUCCAAGAUAGUGGGGAAAACGUCUCGAUUACUGUAAAAAAAAAAAAACCAAAGAUGCGAAAAACCACGUGAAGACUGCCGCCGUUUUUUGCUCGCUCGCUUUUUCGCUGCUUGGGCGCUUUUUUCGCUUCUCUGGCUUUUUUCAAAUCGUGUGACUCACCGAGGGCCUGGCACAUACUAUAUAUCACAUUCGAUAGUCAUAUCCCAAAGUAGCUUUACUUUAACAGAGGUCGCCCGACGACUUUUUUCAGUAAAAUAUCUGUUCGAAAAACAAAAAUUGCCUAGAAUUUUCUUUUACCUGGGGACAGCUUAACAUUUCUAGAUGACCGUCCAAUUCGUGUACAAUUUUCGAAGCUUAUCUGCUCAUAAAUUCCCUACGAUUUUCUGAAGUUUAUUUUUUUUUCACAUUUCACUCCCCGGGCUAGGCUAUUUUUCGUGGAAAAAAGAAACCUAAAAUUCUCGGAUUCAAAAUAUGACGGAGAGAGGAAUCAAAACGAUUUUCUUUUUCGCAACGCGCUAAAUUGUAUCUAAAAUUUUCGCGAAAAUAAUGCUGAAGCCCUUGCAAUUUUAAAAAACCGUAUUAAGUUUUCCUAGGAUGACCCAACAGAUGGAGAUUUUAUAGCGCCGCUUAGAAUUCAUUUGUAAAGGUCUUAAAGUACUUUGGAUAGUGUAAAAAAGUGUUGUUAACGCAUCUGGGAGGAAACCGCCGUUCGGUGCCGCUGAUUUUAGCCUGGUACCAGGCUUCGCAUGCGCAGUGGGAGAAAGGGUAAAAAACGGGUUCAAAAUACGAAAAAUAUGGGCGAGCGAGCCGCGCCCAGCGGCCGCCCAGAGGUGGCCACCCUUUCUCCUCCCCAGAUUACCUCUCGGUUCGCUUCGCUCGCCUAUUUUUCCUCCAAUGGGGAGUCUGGUCCCGGGUUUAAAUAUGAAUUCAUAAAUAGACUCCCCCUUCCACGGUUUUUUUUCAAGUUUUAGUAAAUGAGCAGGAAGAGAAUAUCCAUCGACACUAGUGAAAAAAGUGCCUUAAAAUUAGGAAACUUACCAAGAUUAAAAGUCAAACAAGUUAAGAUAUUGCCUCACAAAAGUCGCAGAAUUUUUGUUUCACCAUUUCUUGCAGAGCCUACAAGGUCACAGAGCACCCAAAGUACAAAAAUGGGGAAUGGUCGGAAGAGCAGGUGUUUAAAGAAUUUUUAGAGAGCUUUGAGCCAGACCCGUCAAGCCGAGACGGAAAGGUUAGUUGUGUUUAUUGAUAGUCAUAAAAAUGAAUAGGAAAGGUGACAUUUCCUGACAGGAUUUGAACUCUACUGACUUUCUAGACACUGAGUUAGAGCCUCGAAACUAAAUUCAUUAUCCAAAUUAAGCACUCUAUGAUUUAAAUUAGGAUGAUUUUUAGCAAGUUUACUGAUUUGUCCAGCGGUUUCAUCAUAACUGUCGAACUGAAUUUCAACUGGUUAGCUCAAUCUACUGAACAGGAGGUCGCAGAGAUUCAAACCCUGGCCGGACCAGCACUCAGGGUCUUAAAAUAAUAACUCAGGCCAAAGUGCUGCUUUUGCAAUAAUGACAUCUGCAAACCAUUAGACUUUCUAGUCCAAUGGAUAAGGACGAAAAACCGUAGGUUCCGUCUCGCGGCACCUAAACUUAUUUGGUUCAUGCGCAUGAGGGACGUAAAGAACCUCAACCACUUUUGGAAAAGAUUAUAGGGGACGUAUACCCCGGUGGUGCGGCAUCCUGGGCUGGGCGGGAUAUAUGUAAGGACACACCUAAUUUUAAAAAAAUUGGAGCCCUGCUAUCUGUUGUGUGUCCCGCACCAUGUGGUGGAAGUGAUUAAAUAAUAAAUGAAAAACUAGUAAUAACUAAAGGUUUCGGAGAGCGGGCGACAACGAUCGGAGGUCCAAACGCUUUUGCUCCAACACUGUGCUUUGCGUAAGUUUCUCGUGUCCGAUGGUCAGAAUAAAACACGCGUGAUCAGAUUACGAGGGGUAGAAGGUCGAAAUGCGCGUGAUCAAAUUGCGUUUUCUCGUAGUGCGAAGGCUAAACGAAUACUGGCUAGAUACAUGCGACGCAUGCGUAAUGAAAACCUGGAGAUUAGGAUUGCGGGCUCCUCUUUUCGCACGCACUAAGCCGUAACAAUCUCAUUGCAUCAUUCUAGUUGCCGUAAGUUUCGCACGUUGUGAUGUGUACAAACAGUUUCAAUUAGUCCUUUAUCUCACAACUAUUAAUUUACCUAAUAAAAGGGGCUGAAAUCAUAAGCGAAACGUGCAUUACAUUUACAAUUCCUAUUUAUAUUCACGACUAAGAGACAGCAACGGGUGUGCAGCUCGAACUGUGUGCCUGAGUGUUUAUUGCCGUCCGAAUAGCUUGCAAAGUUAAACAUCUUAACUAAAGAAUGAUAUACAAACACUCCUACAUAAAGUCACUCAGGUUAAACUAGUCACGUGCACAGCCUGAAACGAAAACGCAAUAAAAACCCAAUGGGAAAAACUGGGAACGUAUUCUCCACUGCAUGACCAAUGCAGUCACACAACCUCUGGGGGUUAAAGAUAAAAAGGUCAAUAGAUGGAUAUGUAAAGUAGGAUGUAAAAAUAAUAUAAAAAUUGAAAGUUUGAGACCUGAGAUAAAUAAGUUACACAUGACUGUCUACGGCUCACGUGCGUUCAUACCAACGGCAAAGUAUUUACAUUCCCUAUCACUGCCACUACGUUUUAGGGUCCCAAAGGGGGGGGAGGGGGGGGAGUGGGCGGAGCCUGGGAGCCCUAUACCCCUUUAGGACCCUGACGUUUAGCUUCGCCUAGCCUGCGAUCAAGCUCUCCGGGGCGUUCUGCCGGGGAGCGGGAAAAAUUCGGGGACAAUGUUUUCCCGCCCCGCCGCCAGAGAGCCUGGAGAGCUUUUCUCGCAGGUGAGCUCCGCCGAAUGUAAAUACAUUAUUUUUAACCUCUAGUUAUAUUGUUCUUCUGUAUUAAUUUUUAGGUCACAGAGAGAGAAUUCUUGGAUUACUAUGCUGCGAUUGGGGCAAACAUUGAUAACGACGCAUACUUUGAACUCAUGAUGAGAAAUGCAUGGAAGAUGUAA